This is a messenger RNA of Aplysia californica (California sea hare), 3113 nucleotides long. RefSeq names its product general transcription factor IIE subunit 2. The record is from RefSeq and is a predicted model, not a curated record. Lineage: Eukaryota; Metazoa; Mollusca; Gastropoda; Aplysiida; Aplysiidae. The transcript is spliced from 9 exons. Gene Ontology annotation, cellular component: transcription factor TFIIE complex. The coding region runs from base 591 to 1457 and encodes 288 amino acids. Gene Ontology annotation, biological process: transcription initiation at RNA polymerase II promoter.
UCUGCUGUUGUUCUGUGAUGCAUACUUUUGUGACAGUGCAUAUAGAUCUAGUCCUACACUUUUAAUACUAAAGUGAAAUUGUAUAUAUUUAUUUCCCCGAAAGAAUAUAUCUGUGAGUAAGAGUUUAAGUAGCCGUAACCAUCCUGAAUGUAAAAAUUAUAUAGGCCUAGUUGAAAAUAAGUUUGAAAACCUGGCCAAGUCGAUGAAGACGGAAGUAUAACCUCUUCGAAGAAGACCUGUCUAUUUGGAGUAGUUUCCCUUUACCUAACAAACGAAAGCGGCACAGAGAAGUCCUUUCUUCUAAUGUCCUAUAAAGCUAUUUUAUUUAUUAUCUUACAUGGUAUUCAACACCGUCUGUCGUUCAUCAGAGUCACCCGUGAAUUAUAUCAGUUCCUGCAGCCGUUCCCCAAAGUUUUAUUUCAAAGCCUGAGCAACUAAUCUUGGUCUCUCAGGCCUGUUGACACUUGGGAGUUGGCAAGGCAAGAGGAUCCAACAUCAAGACUCGAGGGUCUGUUUCGCGUUCCUUUCCUGUCCUGUGUCCACUUCGGCCUGCUGUACUUGUGCUCUCUCAGAGUCCCUAAAAGUCCACGAUGGAUCCAGCACUGCUCAAAGAGCGGGAGGCGUUCCUCAAGCGAGCGAAAGCCACGCCUGCUGUGGAGAAGAGGAAGAUCAAGUCGGACGAUGGCAACGACAAAAAAGCGAAGAAACCGAAGAUGAAGGCUCCUCCCCCUCCCAAACCACAGAACUCGAUGGAUUACAAAAUAUCGGCGGGGAGUUCGCAGUACAAGUUUGGAAUUCUCACCAAGAUUGUGAAACACAUGAAGACCAAGCACCAGUCUGGCUUGAACGACCCGCUAGAGCUGGAGGAGAUCCUGGAUGAGACCAGUCAACUGGACAUUACUACCAAGAUGAGGCGCUGGCUCAGUACAGAGUCUCUUGUGAACAACCCGAAGAUCACGGUGGUGAAGGAGGACGGGGUCAACAAGUUCUGCUUCAAGCCCAAGUUUGACAUCCACGACCGCCGCAGCCUGAUGAAGCUGCUCAAGUCCUAUGACAUCCACGGCAGAGGCGGCAUUCUCAUGGACGACAUUGAGGAAUCGCUGCCCAACAUGGACAAAGUGCUCAAGUCUCUGCAAGAACACAUCAUCUUCGUGACGCGACCCACGGACAAGAAACAGAUUCUGUUCUACAACGACCGCUACUGCCGUUUCUCCAUCGACGAAGAUUUUCAGAAGUUGUGGCGAAGCGUUGGCGUGGAGGGGCUGGAUGAGCAGAAGAUCGAGGAAUAUCUCAACAAACAGGGCAUUUCCUCCAUGGACGCUUCUGGGUUCAGGAAAGUGUCGACGCUGCCCAAGAGGAAGAAAGGGAAGCAGCAGAAGAGAACAUUCAAGAAACACAACGACCAUCUGGAGGGAGUGCUGCAGGAUUACACGGAGAACCCACCCGCCAAAAAGUGAUGAGAUCUAGGCCAGUCUCAGACUGUAGUGUCUGUGGAUCGGCAAGACCUGUGUCCCAAAACUGCCAGACCUCCAUACAGAACCAAGGUUUCAGCCUGGCCCUGGGUGGCUUUCCGCAAAUAUUAUGUAGUUGCGAGCGCCGUAAAACUCUUGCGAACACCGUAAAACUCUUACUAAACUAAACGUUCCGGCACAUCUCCGGUGGAGAGCCUCCAGGCCGAGGCAAACAUCCCGUCCAUCAAAGUGAGAGGACAAAACUUCUUGAUUACAACACACAGUCAAACAAACAAGGCUCAACAGUCAAACAAACAAGGCUCAACACCCAAAAACUCAGCACAUGACUGUGUUUUUAAAACUGGUUUGGGCAUUUUGAAAAAAACAAUGACAAAAUCAUAUUUAUAUUAUUAAACCUUUCAGACUUUCAAGUCAAUUAGAACUUGAAAACAAGUAAUCUUCCGAAAAGAUAUGAGCAGUUUCUUUUUCUCUACAGUUUUUUAAAUUAUUUUUUUUAAAGGAGCAAACCAGACCAGAGCACCCUCCAACCAACCACUAGCUGGGUGUGUGUGUUUUGUGUGAUGAGAAUGAAAUAGAUUGUUACAGGCUGUAGAUCUAGUCUAUUGAGUCUGUACUCUAUGAGUGAUGAAAUAUUGCAUAUGUGAAGAGAGAACAUUUAGAUUUGGACAUAUCAUAGUCUGUGUGAUGUGUGUGUAUGAACUAAAUACAUGUAAUAAAUGUGUUAUGACAUAUGUGUGUGAGUGAUGAGAACACAUCAGAUUGUGAGAGAUUUUUGUCUAUGAUGUGUGUGUAUGAGCAAUAAAUACAAGUAAUGUGUUAUGCCAUAAGGUGUGUGUGUGUGAUGACAUUAAAUUGUGAGAGAUUUUUGUCUAUGAUGUGUGUAUACAGUAAAUACAUAUGUAAUGUGUUAUGACAUGUGUGUAUGUGUGAUAAGAACACAUUAAAUUGUAAGAUUUUUGUUGAUGAUUUUUGUAUGAGCCCAGAAUAAUGUGUUAUGAAGAAGUUAUGGUGUGUAUGUCACUAUGGUGUACGUGAAUGAUGAGAACACGUAUAUGGCCGUGACAUGUCAAUGUCUGUGAUGUGUGUCAGAGCUUUGAGUGUGUGUGUAAUGUGCUUGUGUUAUGACAUGUGGUGUGCGUGAUGGGAAUGUAUAGGAAUGUGUCAACUCAUUAUAGUGUGUAUUAUGAACUCUGAAAUCAUGUGAUCUGUUGUGUAUGAGCUCUGAAUAGUGCUUUUUAUGAAAUGUAGUGUGUGUGUGUGUGUGUGCUUUUUAUGAAAUGUAGUGUGUGUGUGUGUGCUUUUUAUGAAAUGUAGUGUUUGUGUGUGCUUUUUAUGAAAUGUAGUGUGUGUGUGUGAUGAAAACACGUACGAUUAAUUGAUUAUUUCAGUUCAUAGUCAUUCAGCCAUAGUCAAUAUAAUGAUGUGUGUGAACUUGGGAGUAAUGUAUAGAUCUAAAUGUAUGUUGAGAAUGAAACCGGCCAUUUAUUGUGUGUGGAUGAAAGUUGGUGGAAAAUUGAGUUUAGUUUUUAGAUUGUUUGACGUGUAUUAUAAGUUAUAUGAUGAUGACAUGAGUGAUGAUUAAUUUGUUGUUGAAAAUUGUUCUGAUUUCUUUGCAAUAAAUAUUGAAAUGAAAAACUUGAA